GUUUCAGUUAUGUCUUGUCAUUGAUAUGAAGUAGCUAUAUGGAACAGGGUUGUGGGACUUGUGUGGCAGCCCUGCGCUACAGAGUAGCAAAUGUUCUCUCUUUUCAGGUCUGUGGUGCACAUAUCAGACUGACCUGGCAAACGAUUUCUUGUUUUCAUGUGGGCCUUGUUUGUUCACUCAGUCCGGAACAGGAAGGCCCUGAAGGGGUGUGUGUGUGUCUCUGUGCAUGCAUGCAAGACUGUUGGCAAGCUGAAACAUGAUACCCAUGAGCCUUUUUUAUUUUUUUAUUUUAUUUUGAAGAAACUUCACCAAGCCUUUGACUGACAUUUUUUAGACAAUGCAAGUUAUGUUUCUGUUCUCUGUUUCAGUUUUCUGAUCACAACAGAGAACUGCAUUUAGAACAUGGGGAAAAAUCAAAAAACAAGGCUUGUUGAAUUUAAAGGACCACAGAUUUAUGAGCUGAUGUGAUCACAUCUGUGCUUGUUUUAGAGUUUGGUUUGUCAUGUCGUGUCUGGCAUUCGGGGUGUGAGGAUUUUUCUAUCAGUAAUCUGACGUGCUUAACUUUGUUAUGUCUGCUUAAGGAUGGAAGAUGGCGGUGUGUGGAGCAUUCUUUAGUUUCAGAAGGGGGGGAAAAAAAGAAGAGACCAACCCUUACACUCAAAUGUGGUUGACCUUUUUAGAUGUAGCCUGAAAACCCAUCAUAUUAGCUAGAAAACAGAGCUGCAGCUAGCACUAUAAACUGGUCAAGUGUGUGUCUGUGCAUUGGUGUGUAUGUGUGUGACCUACCAGGGUUCACAGGAGGGUUUUCUUCUCUUAGUUUGUGAAAAAAGGGUACAUCCUUGGAACGAGGCCCUCUGUUGCUCUGACAAAGGAGGAGCCAAAAACUCAAAAGACCUUCAUUUAUUGCCAGACCUUCUUUAUACUCAUUGUUUUUUGUUCCUCAGAGGAAAUGAGUUGCUUUGCAGGAGCAAAGACUAGGACAUCAGACUUUUUUUUUUCUUUCGUGUUUUCUUCUCUUUUGGAUUCAAUUGCUAUAUUAAUUAGUAUUAGCUUGUGAACCCAGUGGCAAAGAAGACUGAUACUUUUGGCUAUGAGCUGAGAAACUUUUAUAGUCUGGCUGAGGAGGAGAUAAAGACAGAGUCUGAUGUGGUAGAGGGGAUGGACGCUUCUGUGCGAUCUAAAGUGCCUGAUCCACCAGGGUCAGCAGAAAGAGCAGUGGCACCACAGAAGCGAAAGGCAUCAAGUCCCACCCAUUCCUCCAAUGGACACUCUCCCUCAGAUACCUCCCCCAGCCCUCUCAAGAAAAAGAAAAAGCCAGGGGCCGUGAACUGUAACAACAAAGACCAGUCAGAGCUAAGACAUGGUCCCUUUUACUAUAUGAAGCAGCCAGCACUCACCACAGACCCUGUUGAUGUUGUACCGCAGGACGGCAGGAAUGACUUCUACUGCUGGCUGUGCCACCGCGAGGGUCAGGUGCUCUGCUGUGAGCUCUGCCCCAGGGUGUACCACGCCAAGUGCCUCAAACUGCCAGCCGAGCCCGAGGGCGACUGGUUCUGUCCAGAGUGUGAGGUAUCUUAUAAAAUAACAGUUGCUGAAUGCAUUGAAACCCAGAGUAAGGCAAUGACAAUGCUAACAAUAGACCAGCUCUCCUACUUGCUGAAAUUUGCACUCCAAAAGAUCAAACAGCCUGGGACAGAGCCUUUUCAGAAGCCCGUGUCUCUGGAACAGCAUCCGGAUUAUGCAGAAUACAUCUUCCACCCCAUGGACCUUAGUACUUUAGAGAAGAACGUCAAAAAGAAAAUGUAUGGCUGCACUGAGGCUUUUCUUGCUGAUGUGAAAUGGAUCUUGCACAACUGCAUCAUCUAUAAUGGAGGUAAUCACAAAUUAACAGCUACUGCAAAAGUCAUUGUCAAGAUCUGUGAACAUGAGAUGAAUGAAAUUGAGGUGUGUCCAGAGUGCUACCUGUCUUCAUGCCAAAAAAGGGACAACUGGUUUUGUGAGCCAUGUAGUCAGCCCCACCUGCUGGUCUGGGCUAAGCUGAAGGGUUUUCCUUUUUGGCCAGCAAAAGCACUUAGAGAAAAGGAUGGGCAAGUAGAUGCACGCUUCUUUGGGCAGCAUGACAGGGCCUGGGUUCCCAUCAACAACUGCUACCUCAUGUCUAAAGAGAUCCCUUUCUCUGUGAAGAAAACAAAGAGCAUUUUCAACAGUGCCAUGCAAGAAAUGGAGGUCUAUGUGGAAAAUAUUCGCAAGAAGUUUGGUGUCUUUAACUACGCGCCCUUUCGCACUCCCUAUACACCCAACAACCAGCUACAGAUGCUGCUGGACCCGUCCAACCCCAAUGCUGGGACAGUGAAAUCAGAGAAAGCGGAUAAACUUCGCUUCAACUUUGACAUGACCUCAUCUCCUAAGAUGAUCCUCAGCAAGAGUUCCACCCCCAGUGGUAUGAGUCGGCGGGUCUCCGUGACGGACAUGCCUCGAUCUCCUAUGAGCACCAACUCCUCAGUUCACACAGGGUCCGAUGGGGAGCAAGAUCUGGAGAAGGUCAGCAGGAAUCCUGCGCUCCACUACAGCACUGGAGAGGAAUCAAUGGACUGCACUGCAUCUCCCGCCUCAGGGAAGAUGGGUCCGGCUGGCAAUACGACGGGCAGUCCGAAGCCCUCGAACCCUGGACUGGUGCCCAAGCAGGAAAGAACUGCAGGGACAGGCGGCAUCCUUAAUCUUAACCUGGAUCGAGUCAAGGCUGAAAUGGAUCUGAAGGAGCUGAGUGAGACUGUGCAACAGCAACAGCAACAAGCUCCACCAGCUGCUGUCGCGACCCCAAAGAGACCCAUCAGGAGUCUGGACAAAACUAUUGAAAGCUGCAAGGCACAACUCGGAAUUGAUGAAAUUUCUGAGGACGUUUAUAAAGAUGUGGAUCACAGUGACUCUGAAGACUCUGAGAAAUCUGACUCAAGUGACAGCGAGUAUAUCAGUGACGAGGAACACAAGCCAAAGAGCUCUGCCCAGGAUGACAAGGACAAAGCCGAAAGAAAGAGGUCUAAAGCAAGCACAGAGAGAGAGAAUAAGGAGGGAGUUGCAGGGCCAGGGGAUAAAGCCACCCCUGAACUCUUGUUAAAAGAGAAACAGGGCAGCAAUGGUCCAGAUAAAGAUCUGCAGGACAAGCCCAGAACACCCCAAUCUCAGCCCCCAGCUGACAAGCCUAAAGCCUCAGAGGACGGCAAAGCAGCGGCUGUCACAACAGUGGCUGAACAAGAUUCUGAUUCUGAACGAGAGCUUGUGAUUGACCUUGGAGAUGAACAUGGAGGCCGUGACUCGAAGAGAGCGAGAAGAGAGGCAGGCUCUUCUGCAACCAAAACUCACAAAGAGUCUAAUGUUGGCAAGCCAGAAGGUAAACUCCCUUCAUCUGCUGCAUCAGUCGCACCAACACGAGAAGCUGCUUCCAGCCUCAAAGACUCUCUGCAAACUUCUAUCACAGCAGCACUCAACCUUGUUUCCACUGCAGCAUCUGGUCAGCAGGGUUCCACCACAACUACCAGUGGCCCUGCCAGUGCCCCUUCUCUUGUCUCCACAACAUCCACAGCACCUGCAGCUGUGAAAAAACAGCGCCCACUGCUGCCUAAAGAGACUGCUCAGGCUGUACAGCAGGCAGUUGUGUGGAGUCCGACCAAGUUUCAGACAUCGUCCCAGAAGUGGCACAUGCAGAAAGUGCAGAGGCAGCAGCAACAAGGAGAGCAGUCAGCUAUGAACAUGCAGACCCAAAGUCAGGUGCAGACACGCAGUCCACAGCAGCUGCAGUCACAGCAGAACUCCACCAGCACUCGCUACCAGACCAGACAAGCAGUCAAAGUUGCAGUGCAACAAAAAGACCCACCUCACAGUGCAUCCUUAUCAACGGCCAGCCAGGCCACAUCUGCCAGCUCCUCUUUCUUGUCUGGAGACUUGCAAAUCCCUACAGUCUCAGCAGAUGUAGCAGCUGAUAUAGCCAAAUACACAAGCAAAAUCAUGGAUACAAUAAAGGGGACAAUGACUGAAAUCUACAAUGAUCUUUCCAAAAGCACAUCUGGAAACACAAUUGCAGAGAUUCGACGGCUAAGAAUCGAGAUUGAGAAGCUCCAGUGGCUGCAUCAGCAAGAGCUGUCAGAGAUGAAGCACAAUCUGGAGCUGACAAUGGCAGAGAUGAGACAGAGCCUGGAGCAGGAAAGGGAACGUUUGGUGGCUGAGGUGAAAAAGCAGAUGGAGGUGGAGAAACAGCAGGCGGUGGAUGAGACCAAAAAGAAGCAGUGGUGCGCCAACUGCAGGAAGGAGGCCAUAUUCUACUGCUGCUGGAAUACCAGCUACUGCGAUUACCCCUGCCAGCAAGCUCACUGGCCUGAACACAUGAAGUCAUGCACUCAGUCAGCCACAGCGUCGCAGCAGGAGCAAGAGUCAGAGCCCAACUCUGACCUUUUGGUCAAACCAUCAGGCCACUCUCCUGUCACACAGCCCUCAGGCAUGGGAUCAAUAUCAGACAAAAGCAACUCUCCCACAUAUAUAGACAAAAGCAAGGACAGUGCUGGUGUUACUGUGACCUAACCGCUACACUACAGACACAAUCUGUGCAGUUGAACUUGGUGCUUGAAGGUCCGCACCACUUUGACAAAUCAUUUGUUUCCAUUCCCAUUUGUGCAUCUGCUUGGUGGACAGUUUUUGGUUUACCCCUCAUUAUCGGUUUCCACAUCUGUGUUCAGGUCAAUUCACUAUGUGAAAGUAGUUUGUCUUGAAAAAUAAAAUGUGAGUCUAUAUGUUUUCAUAAUGUAGUUUUGUGUUCUUGCUCUGUUACUACUUUUACAGCCCUGGAUAAGAUUGUGUCCACCUACAGAAUAUUUUAUACAUUAUCACUUUUAAUGCUGCUCUAAAGUACUUUGUUGCUGUUUUGUUUUGUUUAUUGUUCUCCAUAUUGUGAGACAAAACAAAUGAAACAGCCUUCAACAGGUGAUACUUUCAUUACAGUGCCAUUCGAUAUUUUAACUCACACGAGUUUCAUCUUAAGUUUGAACCAAGGUGUUUUCAAAGUAACAGUUUUAAAGAUUGCAUUUCAAUCCAUCAUGUCCUGUCAGUGGUGGCAUUUUUGUCAAUACCAGUUUUGUAUUGUAGUUCCAUGUUGUAUAGCCCCACAUUAAAAAAAACUGAUUUAUUAAAAAGACUAAAAAAUUUAAACUGUACAAAGUUUUUGUAAGAAGAUACCUGAACAAUAUUUAUAGUGUUAUGUUUUUAUAGUAUGUUUAUUGAGAUCACAUUUUUAUGUGUCUAAAACAGUUAUUUGAGAAUAAAUGACUUCACGUGAAUGUCAGCUCUGAGUGAAGUUUCUGUGUAGUUGGUUACCAAAAUCUGAUGUAAAUUCUGGUCGGACUGUAUCUAAGAACUGGGUAGACGUGAUAAGAAACUGAAUUAUGGCCAGAUAUUUCCUGUGAGCAUGUUCGUGUUAAGCUUGUGUCUUGUUCUCGUUUAUAUAUUGUACAUACAAUAAAUGGCCCUGUGAAAAAUG
This is a messenger RNA of Melanotaenia boesemani (Boeseman's rainbowfish), 5524 nucleotides long. RefSeq names its product protein kinase C-binding protein 1-like. NCBI's taxonomy places the organism in Eukaryota, Metazoa, Chordata, Actinopteri, Atheriniformes, Melanotaeniidae. Gene Ontology annotation, molecular function: protein binding. The record is from RefSeq and is a predicted model, not a curated record. The transcript has 20 exons. Bases 1159 to 4572 code for a protein of 1137 amino acids. Gene Ontology annotation, biological process: regulation of DNA-templated transcription.